AUGACGUCUCAGGCCAAGGACAGAUUGACCUUUCAUGAGACAGACGAGGCAGAUACUCCUACUGCAACCUAUGUCUUCUCCAAGCAAGAUGUGCCAAAGGAAUCUCGAGGGCGGGUGGAUGUGAUGGACGCACCUUCGACUUCAUCAUGGUCCACCAAGCCCCUAGUAGCUACUCUGAGUGACAUCUUCUUGCCGUCAGGAUUUCCACAGAGUGUGAGCGAUGACUAUCUACCAUACCAAAUAUAUGAUUCCCUGCAAGCAUUCUGCAGCUCUAUCGCUGGCCUUCUCUCCUCGAGGGCAGUAUUGCAAGGAGUCGGUGUGGGUAAUGCUAGCGCGUCCCCAACAUCUGCCCUUCUUCUACACAUCCUGCAAGACUCGUCUGGCCGUGUUGCGACAAUUCUGUUCGCGCACCGAGUCGGAACAGCCCUUGAACCAGAAUGCAAGACAUACCGGCUAGCAGCCGACGUGUUCAACGAUAUCGCCAUGAUCCUUGACUGUCUUUCGCCAAUGGUCCCUGCCGGUGUCAUGCGAGUAACUAUCCUCAGUACAGCGGGAGUCUUACGAGCUCUGUGUGGAGUUGCAGGAGGAAGUUCGAAAGCGAGCCUAAGUGCUCACUUUUCCAAAUGGGGGAAUUUGGCAGAGCUCAAUGCUAAAGAUUCCUCCCAGGAGACUGUGAUAUCCCUCCUAGGCAUGCUUGUUGGCUCGGUCGUUGUAUCACACAUAACCGGCUUCAAGACUACCUGGGCCGCACUACUUAUGCUCCUCGCAGCACACCUAAGCCUAAACUACGCAGCCGUGCGCUCAGUACAGAUGACCAGUCUAAACAGACAACGAGCAAACAUAGUCUUCUCAGCUUUACUUUCAUCUGACCCAAACACACUCAACAUCCAAGACAAACCUACCCAAAACAACUCCAUCCCCGACAUGAACCACCAAAAUAAUUGGACAAUCCUCACCCCUGCCCAAGUAUCCAAACAAGAACGCAUCUUCCCUCGCGACGGCGUCCUGGAAUGGGUAGAAUCCCCGACCAAACCAAGUCAAUACCUCGGCACCGCCGAAAUAGGCAUAUCGCUGCCCAAAUUCUUCUCCGCUUCAAGCAAUUCGUUCCAGACAUCAAUCCCCAUGACCACACUACACGAUCUCUUCGCCGGAGAGCAGCAUGUUCUCUUCCUUUUCCCACGUGGCGCGACUUGGCACGCUUCUAUCCUUCUCAAGAAAGGGUGUUCCGUCCAAUCACAGCUUAAAGCGUGGAUGCAUGCGCUUUUAGCUGCACGUGUUUUGUUCGACGCCGAUACUACAUCGGAGAGCGAGCAAUUUGUUUACCAGGUUGUCGAGAGUACGCUAUGGUUUUUGAAUGGUGGCGAGAGGGCUGAGAGGUAUUUGGCUGCAUUGGCUAGGGAGGGGUGGGUACUUGAUAUUGGGGCUUUAGAGACACGGGGUGGACGACGGAUUGCUUUGAGUGGAUAG
Messenger RNA from Penicillium pulvis, 1467 nucleotides. Its product is annotated as RUS1 family protein. Lineage: Eukaryota; Fungi; Ascomycota; Eurotiomycetes; Eurotiales; Aspergillaceae. The coding region runs from base 1 to 1467 and encodes 488 amino acids. The transcript has 7 exons. The record is from RefSeq and is a predicted model, not a curated record.